CGAACCACCCGGCACGCCAUCCGCUGAGCCGCCCCGAAGGGACUCGCCCAUUGCAACGCCGUCGCUGACGCCGACGCCGUCGCUCUCCACCUCCGGCCCCCGGCGUGGAGCGUAGGAGUACCGUCAGCACUCGGGACUGGUGUCGUUCGGUGGGAAAACUACUCAGAGUCUAAGCUAUUCAGAUAUUUCUAGGCAUGUUGGCUCAUGGUCUAGCAAUUGAUCCCUCAAGGACUUUGCGAUGCCCAGCUACUUCAAGGGUGUCAACUGCACCCUUGGGACUUGUCUCUUCGUUGAGUUUCAACAGGGGAUGCAAGGAAAAGAACAAAACCUUCAUCAAUGUGGAUAGAUACACAAAGUACAGUACUCCUUUCUGUUAUGCACAGAGAAAUGCCAGAAUCAUACCACUGGCAACUGCAUCGUUUGGGGACAUGGCUGAUUCUUCAACCCCCAUCUUUCCUAGAAUCCAUGUGAAGGAUCCAUAUCAGCGUCUUGGAAUCAGCAGGGAAGCAUCUGAAGAAGAGAUUCGAGCUGCCAGGAACUAUCUGAUAAGCAAGUAUGCAGGCCAUAAGCCGAGUGUUGAUGCAAUUGAGUCUGCCCAUGACAGGAUUAUUAUGCAGAGUUUCUUUGAUAGGAAAAAACCAAAAAUGGACCUCAAGAAAAAAUUUAGAGAAGUUAGUCAGUCACGUGCAGUCAAGGCUAUUCAAGGCAGAUUUCAAACACCACGUAGCAAAGUCAUUUGGCAGACAGCAAUUACUUUUAUCUUACUUGGAGCGCUUACCCUUGCUUUUCCUACUGAAGAAGGUCCAACUCUCCAGGUGGCCAUCUCUUGUGCAGCAAAUAUCUAUUUCAUUUAUCAGAGGGUCAGAAGUGGAUGGCGAGCGUUCUUUUAUGGGUUUGGAUCUUUCUUUGCUUCCUGGUUCCUUGGCACCUUCUUGAUGGUAUCUGUAAUCCCACCAAUACUGGCAGGUCCAAGAAACUUGGAAGUGAGCACGGCAUGUGUUACAUAUGCCCUCCUUUUCAUAUCUUCAACCUUCCUGAAGUAAGAGACCUUGAUACUCUCCAUGUUAGCCUAUAAUCCUGCGGCAGUCAUCAGCAUGGUAUCCUACUCCUGAUAACUCCACAACCAUCUGCUCCUUUCUUUGUUUCUUCCCAGAGUUGCAAAUGCUAGUUCUUUGGUGAGUUGAUAGUAGUUGUCAGGUUGUAAUUUGAGAUGUAGAACUGUUUUGCCCUGCCCCUUCCUUAAGCAGUGAGCCUAACACCUCCUGUAGGCAUUUUGGUCGAUGUGUUAAACACAGUUUGUUUUGGAUUAGAUCAUAUGAGAUAGUAUCCAUCCGAAUUGAAAUGCUGACGUAA
Molecule: messenger RNA, 1353 nt
Organism: Panicum hallii
Lineage: Eukaryota; Viridiplantae; Streptophyta; Magnoliopsida; Poales; Poaceae
Product: protein CHAPERONE-LIKE PROTEIN OF POR1, chloroplastic
Exons: 5
Coding region: 195-1043 (282 amino acids)
Cellular component (GO): chloroplast membrane
Source: RefSeq, a predicted model, not a curated record